AUGUAUGGUGAUGAAACUGUUCAAUUGGUGAGGAAUAACUUGGUUCAUAACUUGUCGUGGAGCGAUGUUGAAGUGUUGGAGAAGUCGACGUUUGAUGAUGGGUUGGCCCUUCAAGUUAUUCGUGCACAGCCUUCCAAUGAAGUGUCCCAGGACGAUGCGCAGGAUAGAAAUGCAGAUGGGUUCGAAUACAUUGUGCCUAUUGAAAUGUCCCAACAUUUAGCCAGUUGGCUGACUGUUAAGAUGAUGGAGGAUAUCUUUGUCAAGAUGUUGCCUUUGGGGACGAAAAGGUUCAUUAUGGCUGUGGUCAGUGACGACGGGACGGUGAUGUUCUAUUACGUUUACGAAGGUGUGCACAAACCUAGAAGAAAUUGA
Tetrapisispora phaffii CBS 4417 is the source of this 372-nucleotide messenger RNA. It is a transcript of the gene SEN15, whose product is annotated as Sen15p. Bases 1 to 372 code for a protein of 123 amino acids. Gene Ontology annotation, cellular component: tRNA-intron endonuclease complex. The record is from RefSeq and is a predicted model, not a curated record. Gene Ontology annotation, biological process: tRNA-type intron splice site recognition and cleavage; tRNA splicing, via endonucleolytic cleavage and ligation. The transcript has a single exon. NCBI's taxonomy places the organism in Eukaryota, Fungi, Ascomycota, Saccharomycetes, Saccharomycetales, Saccharomycetaceae. Gene Ontology annotation, molecular function: nucleic acid binding.